Molecule: messenger RNA, 18519 nt
Organism: Symbiodinium sp. CCMP2592
Lineage: Eukaryota; Dinophyceae; Suessiales; Symbiodiniaceae
Source: the annotation of a GenBank genome assembly
AUGGCUCCUUCCUCGGGAGGCGCUGUGGGUGCUGAGCGGAAAAGGAUGAUGGAUUUGGCGGCCAUGGAGGCCGCGACGUCGAGUACUCAGCUGACCCUACCUGUCAGCUACAGAAAGUUCAGGGGAGUUGCGCCGCGCAACUAUGUUCUCAAAGCUAUGCUUGAGGGUGAGCAUGCUUCUAUCGAAGACUUCCUGGAAAGGCUCAAUGAGGAUGCCAGUGCAGUUGUGGGAUCGGCUGUGCUUGUGGAUGAGCUCUUUCGUGUACGUGAAGCCCUCGUUCUUCUCUGGACCGAGCAGCUGACAAAGCGGUGUGAUGGCGACCCCCCUUGGGUGGAGCGCCUCCAGGCGAUGGGACAUUUCCCAAGCACUACCCUGUGGUUUGCUGACGGGGACUUUGGCCUUGCUCCGGCGGAGGCCUAUCGCGAUGCAAGUGUCCAGCAGCAGCGGGGCAGCCGGGAGCAAGUGGCAGCAGCGCUGCCGCCUUCUGGUGGGCGACCUGGUGCUGGUGCGGACGCUGAGCUGGUGACGCAGCCGGCUGCUGGCGAGAUUGAGGAGGAUGCGGAGCUGGCUGGGCCUCCCGGAGUGGAGGCGACCAACCAUGGCGACGCUGCUCUUCCUUGGCAGCCGGCGGCCAGAUGUAGUAGCGUAAGGGCCCCGACCCGAGAACCGCGAAAAAUCAAAGAAGAUCCGUGGAAGGACAAAGAGCCACCUAGCCCGGCCUCUCCCUGCCUCCUUGGUAACAUGUUUUCUAAGACCGGCCCGUUCGGGGCCCCCUCCGAGAGUAGCUCUCCUUGCCGCCAUGGCCUCGGUGCUGCAGCUCUCGGCCUGUGUCAGUGUCAGUCCCCUGCCUCUUGCGAACCGGCAGGUGUGGACUUCCUCGGGGGCCCCCUGGGCGCCACGGCCCAAGGUGGCAGUGCGAUCGAGCAGAGCUGUGGCACGGAUUUUCUUGGCGGCCCCAUCUGGACGGUGCCGCAAGCGCAUGCAUAUCCUAGUGCCAGUGUGGAUCAUGUGCAGCCUGUGCAGCAAUCCCUUCCGUCCUCCGCGACGCCAGCAGCCGGCCCCGGCCGCCGGGCCUCUGCAGGCGAGCCGAUGCUUUGUGUGUGCCACGACUGGAAGAGGGGAUGCCGCCUGGGUGAGGCCUCUCACCCUGGGCCUGGUUUCAACCUUGACCUUGGCAACCUUGGGGAUAGCCUUGGCGAUAGCAUCAUGAAGUCGAUCAAGGAGCAGAUCCAGAAGGCAGUUGACGAGGCAGUUAAGCAGGCCCUGGCGUCGCUCAAUCUCGGCCGGGGCUUGGCUGCUGCCCGGCCGUCCGGCGAUCCAGACGUGCAGCUCGAGCCAAAGGGCAGGCGCAAGAGGAAACGUAAGGCCAAGCAGGCCACGAGCCACCCAGGUGGCAACCCCGACGUUUCGGGCGGCGAGCGUGCAGGUGGCCGCCAGAGCGCAGCCAAAGGCAAGGGCAAGCCUGAGGACAAGUCUGGCCCAGCCAAGGUGGCCCAGCGCGGUGGCCCAGGCGACUCAGGUCAACGCCGGGGCAAGGGCAAGGGCGGCUGUGGUGAGGCAGGCGGGCAGGAAGCCGGUGAUGGCUGGCAGAUCGUCCGGCGCAAGGCUCCGGAAGGCGCCUUCAAGCUUCGAAAAUCUGAUUGGGACGCUCCGGUCGUCGAGUACGCUGCCCUAGCUGAGUUCAUUGACAAGGCUGAUGCCAGCAAGGUCCUCGAACUUGUAGUCUUUGUUUCGGCCGACCAGGAUGAGGAGGCCCAGCGCAUCCCGGGCACCAUUGGGGAUCGCCUGGUCUUCAGGACUGCUAAGGUCCAGAAGCUCACGUCUGCAGGUGCCAGUGGCCAUGCUCAAACGUCCAUCAAGAUCAAACCCACUGAAAGUGCAGUCGUCUACUUUAAGGUGCCAAAGCAGUUCGCCUCAGCCGACACUUGGAAGGCUUUCGGGGGCAACGCCUCCAAGGCCGCUGUAGACUGGGUCGCGGCCCAAAGGAUCAAGGUGCUCGACACUUUUGCCUGGGUCCUGGAAAAGCAGCGCAACGACACUCAUGAGCAGUACUUUGGCAUUGUUCGCAUUCCGAAGGCAGACAUUGAGGGCAUCCUAGCCCACUCUGGCAAGGACGGUGUCUUCGUGGAUGCCGCUCGCACCUCAGGGCCCCGGGCGAAGCUCCAAUGGAUCGAGAAGCUCCCCGGCGAGAAGGUGGACGCCUACUUUGAACGUGCCCUGCGCCAGGCUUCCAGCCUGGGUUUGGUCGUCAAUGGGGGGCGAUUGGCGUGGCGAAGUGCCAUGGCAGCUGGAGAAGCAACGGUGCGCAUCUGGCACAUCGAUGGUGUGCCCCACGAGUGGGAUGUGGAUGCCGUCGGCCAGCUCUUGGCCACACGCUUCACUGAGUACACCAUCCUGUCGCAUCGGCGCACUCGCCUCGGGUCCUGCUUUCGCUUCCGCGGGCAACCUGCAACCGCAGACACGGACCUGGUGCCGUUCGUCGUCGAGCAUCAGGAGAAGCCCUUGUCCUUGUGGGCAACGCUGGCACCUUUCCGUGUCGUCUCCAAGAAGCAGAAGCCUCUCGCCUCGAAGGCCGUCCCGGUCGUUGCUCUCGAGCAGCCUGUCGUUGCCACCAUUGUCAAACCUCCCACGGGGGAGCUGGCUACGGGCGAGGACGGCAAGGAAGUGCCCCAGCAGAAACGUGUCAAGCAGGAGGUGCGCACCAAGCCAGGUGACCUCCAGCUCAAGGCAUGCCCUCGUGACGGAGCCUGCGUGCUGCACGCACUAAGCCUCGGCCUUCAAUGGCUUGGUGACUCUCGGCCCAAUCACCCGCGCAUGCUCCGUGCGCAAAUGGUCGAACACAUGCGCCGGCAUGUCACCCAGUACGAUAAGGAAUGGGACGGCAAAGGGCCGGACAGUGAGCCGGUCAAGGACCGGGACUUUUCGGCCUACCUCACUCUUAUGGAGAAGGAGGGGGCGUACUGCUCGGAUGUCGAGCUGAGGGCCCUGGGCCGUGUGCUGGACAUCAAAAUCGUCGUGCUGCCGGCGGGCCUCAACUUUUCUCCUUACGCUUUUCAUAGCAAAGCUGCCAAGAUGCUGGUGUUGUGGUACGAGGAUAACCACGUAGAUCUCAUGCUCCCGCCUGAGGGUCACAAGAAGUAUCCAAGUGAGUAUGCCCAGAUCACAGCUGGACCCGUCUUUGGGCUGCGUGCAGGUGGCCGUGGGCCCCCAUCGGUCUUCACUGCCUCCUCUGCUGCCUGUGUUCGAUCCCAGCCUUCCUCUCAGUGGACCUCGGUCAUGGACGGCGAAGGGGCAAAAUCCCAGGCUCGCCCGGCAUCCGUCUGGACCACCUCGAUCCCGGCGAGCGCCUCGGGGAGUGCUGCGGGGCGGCCCUCGAUCGAAGCCCAGCCCUCUUUGCAAGGUAGGCGGCCCAGGUCACAGGUUUCACAGGCAAGGUCUUCAGGCAGCCGGGUGCCGUCGCAGGCAAAGGUGCAGGCCCUUUCCCGGCCGGGCCCACUCAGUGCCAGGUGCAAGGCAAAGGCAUUGCAUGGUUCCCAGACCAAGCCCAGGGGCGAGCCACAGGCGAGGUCAUCACAGGCCACGGCCCAGGCAAGGCCCUCAGGCACCAAGCGCAAGGCGGUAGAGCUGUGCACUUCGUCCGUCUUCACCUGCACCUCUACUGGCACUAUCGAGGCCUUCGAUGAAUCCGAGUUUGAGCGAGCUCGUGUGCCCCCGAAGCGCUGCCCCUGGCUGGCCCAUGCCACGGCACCGGCUGACCUCACCUUUCGGUGCAACUUGUGCCCUUACAAGCGCAAGGCCACGAGCAACCACCAGUACUACCACAUCCGCCACAACCACUACCAGCGUGCCCAUGAGGGGCAGGGCCUGCAGCCGGACAUCGGGCGACCCAAGCUUACGCGGGUUUGCGGCCCAAGGGCUCAGUUCAUCUGGUGUUGCCCUUUUUGCAACAAGGGCAUUACGCACGAGACUCGGAAGGACCUUUCUCGAUUCUCCUACUAUGCCCUGCGCAACCAGCAUCGUGCACAGGCCCACCCCGAGGUCUCCAAGGCUGAGUGGCAGCGUCUUGCGGCACUCCCGCAAACCGGGCCCAAGGAUCGCCAGGUGCAUGCCAAAGGGUGCCGCCAGCGCAACCUCACCAAGGCCGUGUUCGCUCAAGUCAGGCCCCCUCGCUUUGGGGACCAGAUGCAGCUCUUUGUGUGGCCUCGAGCCAGGUGUGAGAAACGCAGCACCCGGGUCAAGCAUGUCCUCCUUGAGCAUGGUUGGAAGUGCCUCCGGUGCGGUGAGUGCACCAGGGACCUGGCUGCCGCCAAGCAGCAUAGCGAGGGUACUCCGUGCUGCCGCGGCUGCCAAGCUUGCCAUCUCCAUGCGAAUCCCCUCCUCGCCGUGUUCAUCAAGCUUUUGAGCAUCAAUGCGAACCGCACGGCCAUCUCCAAAGUGGACCUGUGUGCCGACUUCCUCCAGUCGUGUGGGGCUGAGCUCUUGUCUCUUCAGGAGGCUGACAUCAACCCUUUGUUGGCCCAGGGUUUUGGUGAGCGCUGGCAUGCCCAUGGCUAUCGGGCUGUUCUCAGCGACAUUGAUGCUGCCAAGGGUGUGCAUAGGGUGGCACUGGUCGCUUCCCUCCCCAUGCAUCGUGUGAACCUUAAGCUUCCUCCGCAUGUGGCUGCGCGCUGUGCUGCAGGUGCUUUUGAGAUGCAGGCUGCUGGCAGCAAGUGCAUCACCCUUGUGGUAGCCUUCUACGGCUUCCCUGGUCAGCCAGCCGCCACAGCCCAGGCCUUAGGUGAGGUUAGGCGUGCAGCUGCGACCUUCGGCGGCCCCUACAUCUUGCUCGGCGAUUUCAAUGUUGACCAGUCUGAGCAAGCUGUAGUGCAGCUGUUGUGCGAUGGCGAGCUCCGGUCUCUGGAUGAGGCGGACUGGACCCAAGCCGGCCCAACAAAUCCCACGCGCACCCGGCGCAUUGAUUUUGGCCUGGCCCAUUGGUCAAUCAUUGCGACGGCUGUCAAGCAGUUCGAGCGCCCGGACCUUUCGGACCACGGGUGCGUCUUCUACGAAACGCGGUGCCUGAGCCGUGCCGACAGCUUCUCCAUGCCUAAGUUUCGUGAGCUCCCUGCCACGGCCACUGAAGACAUCCUGUCUAACUUUGGUAGGGUCUGGGAUGCCGCACACUUUGAGAGUUCUAUUGCAGGUGGGGCUCUUGAUGAAGCCUGGGCUUUCUUGUCAGACGUGGCCGAGCGCACGCUGGGUGCCACUUCGCUCUUCGAUGCCUCCGGUGCCCGCAGGAGCGACCACUGGCUCCCUUGUGCCCGCCCCGAGUCUCACCAUCGUGUCGGCCCCCAGGGUCAUGAGUCCCAGUCCCUCCGUUCAUCUCGCAAGUUGCUUGGGCAAUUGCACCAACUGCGGCAACAGCCCCACUGUCAAAAGCUGUGGCGUGCGGUGGGCCGCCGGGCUGGGCUCCUGCGUGCCACUUUCCCCGACCUCCCUGUGAUACAUGCUGCCAACCUUGCAGGUGCCACCCAGGUGAUCUCUCAUUUGCAUGCCGAGCUUCAGCAGCAGGAGACGGAGGCCAGAGUGCACAGGUGGCGUCGCCGUGUUGAGGAGGAUCCCUCUCGUGCCCUCGCCUGGGUCAAGCGCAAAGCUGACCAUCAGUUGGCCAUGGAGCAAUCUCCUCAGGCACCUGCGGUGGUUCUGGGCCGUCCGCUUUGCAGUGGUCCUCUGUUCCCACGCGCGACUCCCAGUCAGGACCUUGUGGACCACUACAAGUGGCAGGGCGUGCAUUCGUGUGGGCGGAUCCGCAAUCGUGGCCACCGCGAUGAUGCAACGUUGCCGGUGCCUGGGUCCCCACUCCGCAGUGCCCGGUUUGCACUUGAAGGCCACCGACUCGCAGUUGCGGCUGAGCCUACACGUGAAGUUCGCCUUGCAGCACUGGGCUCGGGCGGCUCCAUCUGGUACCACUGCAAACGGCUGGAGAUGAGCUCACCCGACACCACGGCGUGUGCUGGCCUCUUGCAGCCAGCGAGCGCAUCUCCCUGGUGCUUGGACUUUGAAAACACCCUUCAGAGCAUUGUGGCUCUUCGCACUUGUGCUACUGUGGUGAGCAGUUUGCGCUUGCUGUGUAGCCCUGCACCUCUCCUCCUUUUCUUCUCGGCUCUCCUGUUCGGUCUCACAACCGACAACCAAAGACGUUACUGGAACUCCGCGAGUUCCAAGCUGGACAACACCGUAGGCGCUGUGGGUGCUGAGCGGAAAAGGAUGAUGGAUUUGGUGGCCAUGGAGGAUGAGGAUGCAAGUGCAGUUGUGGGUUCGGCGUGCUUGUGGAUGAGUUCUUUCGUGAACGUGAAGCCCUCGUUCUUCUCUGGCGAUGGGACAUUUCCCAGCACUACCCUGUGGUUUGCUGACGGGGACUUUGGCCUUGCUCCGGCGGAGGCCUAUCGCGAUGCAAAUGUCCAGCAGCAGCGGGGCAGCCGGGGCAAGUGGCAGCUGGGCUGCCGCCUUCUGGUGGGCGACCUGGAGGAUGCGGGGCUGGCUGGGCUUUCCGAAGUGGAGGCGACCAACCAUGGCGACGUGGGCAGUGUGAUCGAGCAGAGCUGUGGCACGGAUUUUCUUGGCGGCCCUAUCCUAGUGCCAGUGUGGAUCAUGUGCAGCCUGUGCAGCAAUCCCUUCAGUGUCCGUGUGGGUGAGGCAAAGCACCCGGGCCGCCGGGCCCCUGCAGGUGAGCCGAUGCUUUGUGUGUGCCAUGACUGGAAGAGGGGAUGCCGCCUGGGCGAGGCCUCUCACCCUGGCCCUGGUUUCAACCUUGACCUUGGCAACCUUGGGGAUAGCCUUGGCGAUAGCAUCAUGAAGUCGAUCAAGGAGCAGAUCCAGAAGGCAGUUGACGAGGCAAUAAAGCAGGCCCUGGCGUCGCUCAAUCUCGGCGGGGGCUUGGCUGCUGCCCGGCUGUCCGGUGAUCCAGACGUGCAGCUUGAGCCAAAGGGCAGGCGCAAGAGGAAACGUAAGGCCAAGCAGGCCACGAGCCACCCAGGUGGCAACCCCGACGUUUCGGGCGGCGAGCGUGCAGGUGGCCGCCAGAGCGCAGCCAAAGGCAAGGGCAAGCCUGGAGACAAGUCUGGCCCAGCCAAGGUGGCCCAGCGCGGUGGCCCAGGCGACUCAGGUCAACGCCGGGGCAAGGGCAAGGGCGGCUGCGGUGAGGCAGGCGGGCAGGAAGCCGGUGAUGGCUGGCAGAUCGUCCGGCGCAAGGCUCCGGAAGGCGCCUUCACGCUUCGAAAAUCUGAUUGGGACGCUCCGGUCGUCGAGUAUGCUGCCCUAGCUGAGUUCAUUGACAAGGCUGAUGCCAGCAAGGUCCUCGAACUUGUAGUCUUUGUUUCGGCCGACCAGGUCACGCUUGCUACGAACAUUCUGCGGGGGAGCGGGCUGAGCUUCAAGGCCCUGCUUGUUUUCCUAUCCAAGGAUGAGGAGGCCCAGCGCAUCCGGGCACCAUUGGGGAUCGCCUGGUCUUCAGGACUGCUAAGGUCCAGAAGCUCACGUCUGCAGGUGCCAGUGGCCAUGCUCCGCAGCCCACCGGUGCCAAAGCAGUUCGCCUCAGCCGACACUUGGAAGGCUUUCGGGGGCAACGCCUCCAAGGCCGCUGUAGACUGGGUCGCGGCCCAAAGGAUCAAGGUGCUCGACACUUUUGCCUGGGUCCUGGAAAAGCAGCGCAACGACACUCAUGAGCAGUACUUUGGCAUUGUUCGCAUUCCGAAGGCAGACAUUGAGGGCAUCCUGGCCCACUCUGGCAAGGACGGUGUCUUCGUGGAUGCCGCUCGCACCUCAGGGCCCCGGGCGAAGCUCCAAUGGAUCGAGAAGCUCCCCGGCGAGAAGGUGGACGCCUACUUUGAACGUGCCCUGCGCCAGGCUUCCAGCCUGGGUUUGGUCGUCAAUGGGGGGCGAUUGGCGUGGCGAAGUGCCAUGGCAGCUGGAGAAGCAACGGUGCGCAUCUGGCACAUCGAUGGUGUGCCCCACGAGUGGGAUGUGGAUGCCGUCGGCCAGCUCUUGGCCACACGCUUCACUGAGUACACCAUCCUGUCGCAUCGGCGCACUCGCCUCGGGUCCUGCUUUCGCUUCCGCGGGCAACCUGCAACCGCAGACACGGACCUGGUGCCGUUCGUCGUCGAGCAUCAGGAGAAGCCCUUGUCCUUGUGGGCAACGCUGGCACCUUUCCGUGUCGUCUCCAAGAAGCAGAAGCCUCUCGCCUCGAAGGCCGUCCCGGUCGUUGCUCUCGAGCAGCCUGUCGCUGCCACCAUCGUCAAACCUCCCACGGGGGAGCUGGCUACGGGCGAGGACGGCAAGGAAGUGCCCCAGCAGAAACGUGUCAAGCAGGAGGUGCGCACCAAGCCAGGUGACCUCCAGCUCAAGGCAUGCCCUCGUGACGGAGCCUGCGUGCUGCACGCACUAAGCCUCGGCCUUCAAUGGCUUGGUGACUCUCGGCCCAAUCACCCGCGCAUGCUCCGUGCGCAAAUGGUCGAACACAUGCGCCGGCACGCCACCCAGUACGAGAAGGAAUGGGACGGCAAAGGGCCGGACAGUGAGCCGGUCAAGGACCGGGACUUCCCGGCCUACCUCACUCUUAUGGAGAAGGAGGGGGCAUACUGCUCGGAUGUCGAGCUGAGGGCCCUGGGCCGUGUGCUGGACAUCAAAAUCGUCGUGCUGCCGGCGGGCCUCAACUUUUCUCCUUACGCCUUCCAUAGCAAAGCUGCCAAGAUGCUGGUGUUGUGGUACGAGGAUAACCACGUUGAUCUCAUGCUCCCGCCUGAGGGUCACAAGAAGUAUCCCAGUGACUAUCCCCAGAUCACAGCUGGACCCGUCUUUGGGCUGCGUGCAGGUGGCCGUGGGCCCCCAUCGGUCUUCACUGCUCCUCUGCUGCCUGUUUUCGAUCCCAGCCAUCCUCUCAGUGGACCUCGGUCAUGGAAGGCGAAGGGGCAAAAUCCCAGGCUCGCCCGGCAUCCGUCUGGCGAGCGCCUCGGGGAGUGCUGCGGGGCGGCCCUCGAUCGAAGCCCAGCCCUCUUUGCAAGGUGCAAGGCAAAGGCAUUGCAUGGUCCCCAGACCAGGCCCAGGGGCGAGCCACAGGCGAGGUCAUCACAGGCCACGGCCCAGGCAAGGCCCUCAGGCACCAAGCGCAAGGCGGUUGAGCUGUGCACUUCGUCCGUCUUCACCUGCACCUCUGCUGGCACUAUCGAGGCCUUCGAUGAAUCCGAGUUUGAGCGAGCUCGUGUGCCCCCGAAGCGCUGCCCUUGGCUGGCCCAUGCCACGGCACCGGCUGACCUCACCUUUCGGUGCAACUUGUGCCCUUACAAGCGCAAGGCCACGAGCAACCACCAGUACUACCACAUCCGCCACAACCACUACCAGCGCGCCCAUGAGGGGCAGGGCCUGCAGGCGGACAUCGGGCGACCCAAGCUCACGCGGGUCUGCGGCCCAAGGGCUCAGUUCAUCUGGUGUUGCCCUUUCUGCAACAAGGGCAUCACGCAUGAGACUCGGAAGGACCUUUCUCGAUUCUCCUACUAUGCCCUGCGCAACCAGCAUCGUGCACAGGCCCACCCCGAGGUCUCCAAGGCUGAGUGGCAGCGUCUUACGGCACUCCCGCAAACCGGGCCCAAGGAUCGCCAGGUGCAUGCCAAAGGGUGCCGCCAGCGCAACCUCACCAAGGCCGUGUUCGCUCAAGUCAGGACCCCUCGCUUUGGGGACCAGAUGCAGCUCUUUGUGUGGCCUCGAGCCAGGUGUGAGAACCGCAGCACCCGGGUCAAGCAUGUCCUCCUUGAGCAUGGUUGGAAGUGCCUCCGGUGCGGUGAGUGCACCAGGGACCUGGCUGCCGCCAAGCAGCAUAGCGAGGGCCGGUGCAAGUCGCAGAGCAACACCCAGAAGCGGAUCCAAAAACUUGAUGCCAUCGAGGCGUGGGCCCGGCGUGCCGGAGGUGACCCCGACUUCUGCUCCCAGGUGCUCCGUGCUGCCGAGGCUGACAUCAACCCUUUGUCGGCCCAGGGUUUUGGUGAGCGCUGGCGUGCCCAUGGGUAUCGGGCUGUUCUCAGCGACAUCGAUGCUGCCAAGGGUGCUUUUGAGAUGCAGGCUGCUGGCAGCAAGUGCAUCACCCUUGUGGUGGCCUUCUACGGUUUCCCUGGUCAGCCAGCUGCCACAGCCCAGGCCUUAGGUGAGGUUAGGCGUGCAGCUGCGACCUUCGGCGGCCCCUACAUCUUGCUCGGCGAUUUCAAUGUUGACCAGUCUGAGCAAGCUGUGGUGCAGCUGUUGUGCGAUGGCGAGCUCCGGUCUCUGGAUGAGGCGGACUGGACCCAAGCCGGCCCAACAAAUCCCACGCGCACCCGGCGCAUUGAUUUUGGCCUGGCCCAUUGGUCAAUCAUUGCGACGGCUGUCAAGCAGUUCGAACGCCCGCACCUUUCGGACCACGGGUGCGUCUUCUACGAAACGCGGUGCCUGAGCCGUGCCGACAGCUUCUCCAUGCCUAAGUUUCGUGAGCUCCCUGCCACGGCCACUGAAGACAUCCUGUCUAACUUUGGUAGGGUCUGGGAUGCCGCACACUUUGAGAGUUCUAUUGCAGGUGGGGCUCUUGAUGAAGCCUGGGCCUUCUUGUCAGACGUGGCCGAGCGCACGCUGGGUGCCACUUCGCUCUUCGAUGCCUCCGGUGCCCGCAGGAGCGACCACUGGCUCCCUUGUGCCCGCCACGAGUCCCACCAUCGUGUCGGCCCCCAGGGUCAUGAGUCCCAGUCCCUCCGUUCAUCUCGCAAGUUGCUUGGGCAAUUGCACCAACUGCGGCAACAGCCCCACUGUCAGAAGCUGUGGCGUGCGGUGGGCCGCCGGGCUGGGCUCCUUCGUGCCACUUUCCCCGACCUCCCUGUGAUACAUGCUGCCAACCUUGCAGGUGCCACCCAGGUGAUCUCCCAUUUGCAUGCUGAGCUUCAGCAGCAGGAGACGGAGGCCAGAGUGCACAGGUGGCGCUGCCGUGUUGAGGAGGAUCCUUCUCGUGCCCUCGCCUGGGUCAAGCGCAAAGCUGACCAUCAGUUGGCCAUGGAGCAAUCUCCUCAGGCCCAUGCUGGUGUCCCUUCCUCUGUUCACCCUGCCUCUAUUGUCGAGGAACAUGGUAAAGUGUGGCUGCAGCACUGGAAGCCGGAGUCCCCUGUCAACUUCGAUGCCGUGCAACGCAUCCUUGACCGUGUCCCGGGCGGGCCGCAAUCGGACAUUGUGCUCCAGGUCGAAGCUGAGGCUCUGAUGCGGGCCACCAAGGCAAUGCUGCGGAAAGCGAUGGGCCCUGACCGAUGGUCAGCGGAGCUUCUGCUCCGCCUCCCAGUGCCGUGGUGGGAAGCGGCGGCCACUCUGUGGAAUGCGGUGCUCUCCACGAAGUACGUUCCUCGACUCUGGCGCCGGGCACUGAUUGCCCUGGUGCCGAAGCGCCUGGAUGAAUACCGACCGAUCGCCUUGUGCCCUGUCAUCUGGCGAGCGGGUGCCCACUGCAUCUCUCGCAAUGUGCUGCCGUGGAUGGACACAUGGCUGGGCCACCACACCUUGGGCGGUGCACCAUGUAGAGGCCCGGGCGACGCUCAUGCCCGGCUUUUUCAUGCGUGGCAGAGCGGCGGCAAAGUCUUUUGCCAGCAGGACCUCACACGGUUCUUCGACUCUCUUGAUGUCCAGGCGGUGGGUAUGGUGCUCCGGCACCUUGGUGCUCCUGCUGGCCUCGCUGAGCUCUUAGCCUCCUUCUACCAGGAUGCCUCGAGGCUCUUUCUGCACGAGGGCCGGUCCAGCAGUGCAUGGGGCAGCCCGGCGCGGGGCCUGGCGCAGGGAUGCCCACUCUCCCCAAUGGCCGCGGUUGCGGUCGGCCAUAUCUGGGCCAUGUGGGUCCAGUCCUUUGCCAAGGGACGCACCGACUGCCUCAUCUUUAUUGACGACCGGGUGCUGUGGCCUUCCUGCACGUGUGCGGACCCUCUUGGGGCCAUGGAUGUGGCAUUGAGGGCUUCUGACUCCUUUGACCAAGCCUUCGGCUUCCAGUGCCGUGCCAGCAAGUGUGCUGUGGUGUGUCCACCCGAUGUCGGGACUUUCGAUCAGUGGGCCAGUGCCAGGAGCUACCCACGCGUGACUACUUUGAAGGUGCUGGGCAUCACCCUCGACAUGCAGGAGGGUGCCCUGGGGCUCCUUAAGUUUAGCCCACGCUUGCUCCUGCAUCGCCUUCGCUUCCUCAAGCUCCUGGGAGGGGAGGUGCCCCAGCUCCGUCGCAUUGUGCUGCAACUGGUCCACUCGGCCAUGUUUUGGGCUGGUGGUGUCGCCUGCCCUGACCGCGACUGCUUGCGCGACGUCUGGCACUCCACUUGUGCGGUCCUGCAAAAGCACGCCACCUUCGAGUCUCCUAAAGUCUUGCUGUGUGCCUCCUUUGGCUGGAGUUUGGACCCUGAAUGGGCGGCGGACUGGGCAUCCCUGCGGGCUGCCUGGCGUUUUAAGGCUCGGCCCCCGGCCUGGCUCGACACGGCUGGGCUUGAUGUUGCUUGUGGUGACUGGCGUCGCUUCCUCCCUGGUGCGGCGGCGGUUGUGCAAAGGUUAGGCUGGCAGGUCCAAGGCAAUGGCGCCAUCCUGGCACGGCUCGACGAUUCGGGCACCCUCCGUCAGUGCCACCUUGGCUGGGAAUCCUUUGAUGUGGUCAAGCGCUGGCUUGUGGACCACUACAAGUGGCAGGGCGUGCAUUCGUGUGGGCGGAUCCGCAAUCGUGGCCACCGCGAUGAUGCAACGUUGGCCCGUGGUCUCAGCCUGGGGGCCCCGCUUCGCAGUGCUCGUUUUGCGCUUGAAGGUCACCGCCUUGCAGUCGCGGCUGAGCCUACACGUGAAGUUCGCCUUGCAGCACUGGGCUCGGGCGGCUCCAUCUGGUACCACUGCAAACGGCUGGAGAUGAGCUCACCCGACACCACGGCGUGUGUUUGUGGCCUCUUGCAGCCCAGCCGGGCGCAUCUCACCUGGUGUUGCGCCUCAACGACGGGAUUGCGGCAAGGUCUCGCACCUCCUUCCACCCGUGCUGGUGAACGGCUCUUUGCGGCCGAAAUCACUGAGUACCCUGCAGCUCCUGCAGCUUCGGACUUUGAAAACAUCCUUCAGAGCAUUGUGGCGCAUCUUCGCAACUUCGCUACUGUGGGCGAGCGUCUGCUCAUCGCGACCGAUGGCAGUGCUAAGUUUGAUGUCGGCGGCUGUGCCGUGAUCUUCGGAAGCGGCGACGGCACCUUCGUCUUCGGUGAUGCUUGUGAGGACCAGUCGGCCUUCCGAUGUGAGCUCCUCACCUUGACGACCCUCUUCGAAGCGAUCUCUCGUGCACAGUUGGCCCCAGGCUGUCAGGUCGGCAUCCUGGUGGAUUGCAGCUCUGCUCUCCAGGCUGUGGCCCAACCUGAGGCGUGCUCUAUGCCUCUCCUGGCUCACAAGGCUGCGAGGCUACUGCGUGAUGUGAGUGCCGGUGGCUUGGACCUCAAGCUUUCGUGGACUCCUGCACAUGGUCGGCGGCCCAACUGGACUGCUCCCUGGGGCCUCACGGCUGAUCGCUGCAGGGACCUUAACGAACGGGCCGAUGCGGCGGCCAACAGCAUUCGCGAGCACCGGGCUCGUGGAUCGGGCAGGGUGAGCUGGCAUGCAGAGCUUCAUCGUGCAGCGCUUUGGGAGCGGGGGGCCAUCCUGGCUUCUGCUGGUGCCUCCAACGUCUUGGCACAGAACCUUCGUGCGAGGCUGCCGGCCCGUCUCAUUCACGAUGAUCCGUGCAACUGCGACCGUCAUGUGAACAUGUGGCGCAUCGCUUCGAGGAAGACUAGCCGGCACCCCGUCACCCGUCCAACAACAGCCGGGCUACUCGCCAGCACCGACAACGGUUUUCUCAUGAAUUUCCAAGCCCAGAAGUGGGCAUCUGACCUUGCCACCUGCCUUUGUCUACCCAUGAAGAAAAAAGAAUGGCAGGCGAGCAGACUGACGCCCCUCGUUGAUUCCGGCACUCGUUCCCAGGCUUCAGCUGCGAUCACGGUGAUAAACUGGAACUGCGGAGGGUUCUCGACCUUAAAGGACGAGUUCUACACGUGGUUGCGCGGUUGUGAUUGCGAUGUUGUCUGCCUCCAAGAGACAUGGAUGAAGGAGUGUUCGGAGUUCUUUGCGGGGGACUGGCUUUGCGUUCAGAGCGGCAUGAACGCUACGAGCUCGCGGGCGCAGGCUGGGGUUAUGAUCAUGCUGAGACGGUCGGUCUUUGAUAAUGGUUCGGUGCGCUACUCCCACGUGAUGGAAGGACGACUUCUCCACGUACGGGCACAACAUAAGCAUGGAUGGGUGGACGUGGUAGGUGCCUAUCUGCAUGCAUGGGGUGGCUGGAGCAAUGAAGCGGACAUCUUAGCCAAACGAUCGAAGGUGUGGGCAGCGCUCCGCCAAACCUUGGGGCAGCUACCCCGAGGCAAUCAACUUGUGGUAUGUGGAGAUUUUAAUACCGUGGUGCAGCCUAAAGCCCCGUUCUUUGGCACAGGUAUGAGUUCGAACAACCCGACCCCGUCGGCGGAUGCACAGGACUUCGAGGCCAUCCUUCACGACUUCGGCUUGCAGGCAGUGAACACCUUCGGUAAGCAGGGCAGCUACACACACAUACUUGAACAUCACUCGCAGAAAACCCGCUCCUUCCUGGACUACGUGCUGGUGCGACGCAAAGGUCCUACGCUCAGCUCAUCGGCGCGUAUGCUAGUGACCUUUCCGGUGGCUCGCUGGAGAGGUGGUGGCAGGCAUCUACCCGUGCUUGUAACAGUGCGUUUCCGCCGAUUCCAAUUCGCUCGGCCGCGACCCCAGCCCGCUUGGCCGCAGUGGAAGUGUAAGCUCCUAGCCGACAGGAUCGCAGCAGAUGGGCCAGAUGUUCAGGACUUCAAGGCACAAGUCUCCAGGGAGCUCCAAGCUAUGCAUGACUUCUGCCCUGAUCGUGUGAAUCAAGUUCUCAUGAAGGCGAGCAGGGAUCAUUUCCACAUUGUGAGUUGGCCCGACAACAAUUUCAGAAAUGUGCUUCAGGUCUUCGAGCUUGCUUUCGGGCUUGGCGGUGCAGAGCCCGGUUUCACCAGCUGCACCAAAUCGUACGUCGUAACAGCCGGCUCCUUCGCAGACAUCGCUUUGAUGAACUUCUACGGCAUGCGGCACGUGCCCAAGCAACCGAAGGCCAGAGCUCAGCUCCGUUCGAGUACGGGGGCGAUUCUUAUGCCUCAGGCCGAAGUCCAGGCACUCGCAUCGUACUGGAAAGAGGUCACAACGGCCGAAGACCCAGUGCAGGCACCGUCUGCCACGACGUUUGACCUCGAAAUGGAUGCUGUGCAACAGGCCCUUGCAAGCCUGCCAUCGAACAAAGCUGCACCGGCACAUUACGCACCUCAUGCACUUUGGAGCUGUGUCGCAGAGCCGGUGUCGCAGGUCCUGGAACGAGGACUUCUUCAGGAAUGGCGCUCUAGCGGCGCUCACAUACCCACUGCCUGGGCCGAUGCCUGGCUCACCUUUCUGCAGAAGGCCAACAAGGCGGGGAACAAACCGGAGCACCUCCGGCCGAUUGCUUUACUUGACCCGGUCGGUAAGGCGGUAUCGGGACUACUCCGAAAGCAGCUCGACACCUACAUCUUGCCCCACAUGGAAGCUCGUCAUCAAUAUGGCUUUCUACCUGGUAGAUCGGUGCAGCAAGCUCUUGGACACGCCUUUAUCCACUGCAAGUCUGUGCGCUCGCUCAGCCAGGCACAGAACAGAUCCCUCUACGACAAGUUUGCCGGUCACCAGGCAAAGGGAUGUGCUGGCGGCAUGCUGCUGAGCAUCGACCUGACGCAGGCCUUCGACAGAGUGGGCCGGGACCUCCUGGAGCAGGCUCUGAUUCACAUUGGUGUCCCCCUCAGUCUUCGCUCCCUUUUGCUACGAUGGGUUCACUCCGUUCGCUAUGUAGUGCAGAAAGAAGGCCACGCGCAAACGUUCCCGACUUCCCGGGGGAUCCGUCAGGGGUGCAGGCUAUCACCUUCGUUAUGGAACUGUGUGGUUGUUUACCUCACUCAUCUUUUGGAGCAGCAGCUUGGGGUUGAUUGGUGCAGGCAGCGCUUGAUUGGAUAUGCCGAUGACAACUUGUUCAAGUGGACGUUCCACUCUCGAGAGGAUGUGGCGGCCGCGAUCUCAGAAGCCACGGCCAUCAUCAACCUGUUGGAACAACAAGGCCUCACGGUGAGUAAGGACAAAACAGCUAUUCUCCUCAAAUUGGCGGGCCCUCAAGCCGAGGCCUAUCGUCGGAAGAUCGUUGUAAAACAUGAGGGCAAGCACCAUCUUCGGCUGAACCAGGACCUCACUUUACCCGUCAAGGCCCAGCACACAUAUCUUGGAGCCAUCAUCUCCUUUGGUCGGUUCGAAGAACUUAAUGCCACGCACCGUUGCCAGGCAGGGAUUGCCACUUACAACCGGCUUCGCCAGCAUCUUCACUCUAAACGCACGUGGCCAUUGGCGAAACGGCUGAGACUCUGGAAGGCCUAUGUGCUACCCACGGUCUUCUACUCGCUCACUGCCUCGGGACUCACUGAGAAAGGUGCUUCAUGCAUUAGGGUUGCACUCCUCAGGCAACUUCGGGCCAUAGCUGGACGGCCACGGCAUUUGACACUGGAGUCUGACGCUCAAUUCCUGCUCAACCUGGGAAUGCCAACUCCUCUGCAGCUUCUCAUCGACAGGCAACGGAACACUUUGGACCGAACGGAGCAGCUUCGCGCCAAGCUUUCCCCCGGCGACUUCAGGCUCGAUGCCGCGCUGCUGGCCCAUGAAACUGAGGUGUUACACGGCUUACAGGAACUGGCGGCUGACUCCUCCAACACGGGGGCCACCGAUGAUUUGCCCUGUCCUGAUUGUGGCGAACGCUUCCCCACGGCAGCAUCACUCCGUCAACAUCGUGCCAAGGUCCAUCGCAGUGGCGAGAACAAGGCCAAGGGUGAGAGCUUCGAUCGGCUACUUCAUGGUAAGGACGGCCUCCCGCAGUGCAUCAAUUGCGGGCACAAGUUCGGCACAUGGGAGGAAUUACAGCGACAUGUGCAACUUGGACGAUGCCAAGCCCCCGAGCGAGCUGGCUAUGAUGACGUCCACCCCCCACUGCUUGCCAAGGUCCUUGCUGAUGAAAUUGUGUUUCCCGAGGUCAUGCUCAACCCCCCGAAUGACGACCUCAAAAAGGAGCUCCUCGAGCGGUGUGCGUUGUGCAGGCAAUGGUUGCCCAAUGAGAAUUAUAUGAAGGUCCACUACGGCCGCGUCCACAAGGACGAAUGGAAGGCGCACAGUUCUCGUUUGCGAGUGUGGUGCACCAACAACCUUGCCCCCAUCAAAGGGACAUGUCAGUGGUGCGGACACAAGGCCCAACAAGGCAGGGAUCAUCGUGCCACAUGCCCGGCCUUGUUUCAGUUGGCAAUGUCAUGGUUCGUUAAUGGAGGUCCCAAGGAUGCCGCUGACAUGACGGCGCCGAGCGAUGAGCCUUAUCCUUCAGCUGAGGAGGUAAAACCAAUGCUCGGCAUGACCUACGAUGCGGAGAUUCAGGAUGUGUUCGCCAACUGCCUGCCGGCAUUGGCGAACCUCAAGGCGGGAUCUCUCGAGGAAGUGCCGGAGCGGGAGACAGAGGACCUCGACAUGCCCAACCGGGGCAAACGUUCGAGGCAAGAGCCGAUGGGAGACAAGACGCUCCACAGAUCACAGUUGGGCAAGGGCAAAGGGGGCCAACGGGGCAGCGAUGCAAAGAACAGGGGAAGCUGGAACAAUUGGGAGCGCGACGACUGGGAUUACCACAGUUGGCGGCCGCAGCACCGUGCGGAUCUCGAGAGGCUGAUGGAAGCUUUGUGUCGGCUGACCCUGAAGCAAGAGGAAGAGUUGCAGCUUCUUCGAACGGAGAAGCAAUUCCUGCUGCAUCUGGAGUCUGGCCCUCAGGGAAUGCUCUCCCCCUUAUGGAAGGUGGCCCAAGUGUGGAAAGCAGGCAAAGACAAAACUCCACCAACCGUGACCAGCUCGUUACGUGUGGCCUUGAUCAAGUGCGUCCUCGCGGAGUGGAUGGCGAGGCUGGACAUCAUGACCAAGGAUGCGGAGACGGUCAAGAAGAUGGAGGCACAGGGAUGGGUGAAAGUGCAGGGCGUCGACGAGCUGCACUGGAACUUUCAGCAAUGGAACCAGCAAACCCGACAGCUGGAGCUGGAUCCGAGCAAACCACCCGUGGGCCACUCAACGAUAUUGCGGGCAGCGACCAACCUCCAGGCGUUGGUGAAUUCCGAGACCGAACGGCUCAUUCACCGAUUUCACUCCACCCGAAAGCUCACCGAAUCGGUCAUGGGCGACACGAUGCCUUUCAUCCUGUCGGUGGCGAUGAGAGGAACCAAGGCACAACAAGCCCACGACAUCCUGAGCGACCUGACGGGCAGUGCAGCUUUGAGAACCGUGGGAGUGCGCAUUCGGGGCGAGCGGGUGAACCUACAGCCAUUGGCACAGCAGAUUGCCAAAAUGGCGGCCGCGCUACGCCGCUGA